AUUGUUCGCCGGGAUCACCAUGCGGGGGUGACAUUGAUCAACCAUUCCCACAAAUGAAACACAAAUGUACAUCUGCUCUUUAUAGACUUAUUACAUAACAGUAUGAGUUCAAGUUCAGUACGAGACCAGCCAUCCAAAGAUGGCAACCCCUUUGAGGAGAUGAUAAUCACGGAAGAACCAGUGGCCGUGAAAUAUUCAAAUUUUUUGAAAACGAUAGUGAGCAACCGAUACGGAAUCCAAGCUGUUCUCGCCGGGUUCUUGUGUAAUUUCAUGGUAUUUGGUAUUGGAUUCUCCUACGGUGUGUUUCAGGAGUUUUAUGGAUCAAGUAAAGGUCCACUAUACAAUAAAUCUGAAUCAAUGAUUGCAUUAGUGGGUACCGUGAGUACGGCGCUCACCUAUAUCUGUGGAAUCUUCAAUAAAUCCCUAAUGUUUUAUUUGUGUCCUCGAAAUGUAAUGCUAAUAGGGUGUGUGUUGCUGUCGCUUGGGUUGGUAUUGACAGGGUUCGCCAAGGUAUACUAUCAGUUUAUUCUCUGUUCCAUUUUGCAAGGUAUAGGAGGAGGGAUUUUGUAUUUACCACCAGUGGUGUGCGGACCAGUGUAUUUCGACAAGCAUAGAAGUUUGGCCAGUGGAGUGUUGUUUUCUGGGACUGGUGUAGGUGCAUUCGCCAUGGCUACCUUCUCCCGGUAUUUGAUUGAGCGAGUCGGUUGGCGAUGGAGUUUACGGAUUCUAGGAUUGAUGAAUUUGGCAGUUUGCGGGUUUGCCAGUGUUCUUGUUGUUGAGCCCAAGAUUCAAAAUUUCAGAACCAAUAAUGCCUUGAUUAAUUUCAGUCAAUUGAAAUCGGGAAAGGUCGGACUACAACUACUUGGCUCGUUAUUACAAUCUGCCGGGUAUUUGAUGCCGUUAAUUUUUAUGUCGAAAUACGCUGUGUCGCUAGGUUACACCAGUAGUCAAGGGGCAUUGUUUAUUGGUAUAAGUAAUGUCGUGAAUGCCGGUUCUAAGGUGUUCACUGGUGUGAUUGCAGAUAUGUUGGGGCGAAUGAAUACGCUCAUGAUAUGCAGUAUUAUCAGUGCUAUCGCCAUAUUUGCCCUUUGGCUACCUGGUAUUCGUGAGACAUUCAUUAGCUUGGUGGUUGUGUAUGGUGUCUUUUCAGGAGCGAUCAUAUCUUUGCUACCACCAUGUUUAAUUGAAUUGUUUGGUAUUGCUUCAUACACACAACUAAGUGGCAUAAUGUAUUGCGCAAGAGGAAUAGGAGUAAUUAUUGGGUCACCUAUUGGUGCUUUAUUAAUCGAAGGAAAUGGUGCAUUACCCAAAGACUACAUCAAUGCUGCUAUUUACAAUGGUGUUCUACUCAGUGGCUCUUGUAUUUGUCUAGGAUACUUGUGGAUACUUGCAUUUAAAGAUCGAGAAUCACGAUCGUGGAAGUUAUAACCUCUAGAUAUAGACCUAUAUAUCAAUCUCUUUAAAUGUAAAUGGUUCAUACACGUACCCUUCACCUUCAAAGAACUUCGACAUGGCUUCAACCCAAUGCAAUCUCAAUGAAUGCAACAUGGCUGACGUACCUUCCAUCAACACCAAGAUACAUACCGUCAACAGGAACCACAUGGCGAAUAAUACAACCACCAUGAUUAUCCCUAUUGUUUUAUUUUUACUAGCACCAAACGCAUUUUGAAUUGUCAUUGACCAAAGAACAGUAGAUAAUUGCGCGUGGGCUAAUGACAAAGCCCAUAAUCUCAAAUAGGAAGCAGUGUGACUUACACAAUUCAAACAAAAUUCAAUAGUAUGAAUCACUUGGUGGAUAACAAUAUCUCCAAAGUUAAACUUGUCGUGAUCGUCACCAUGGCCAGCAGCAGAAUGAAACAUUGGUUCGAUAUCAUUAGGGAAUCGGAACUCAUCAUCAGCCAAGAAACUAUCAUCAUCAUCAUCAUUUGGAUCAUUGUUUAAUUCCUGUUCAAAUUCAAGAGCUCGUUCUUCUUCGUGUAACUGGAACGAAUGAUGACGUUGAGAAUGGACAUCAGAGUAUCCUAAUUGUAUUGCCUUGUCAUUCUCACGUUUCAACGUUAAUGGUUUGUAAAUCAACAACCACGGAACACAUACAAGAGCAAUCAAUACCAAUACAAUUUGGAUGAAUUUUUGGCCCGGAUAAAGCUGUUCUUCAAUUGUCCCUGGAGAUAAAAACAUAUUAAUCAACAUGUUCAAUAAUCCUGGUGGUUGUCUACCAGUACCAAACCAAUCCACGGUCCAUUUGUAAAGAAUAGUCAAGGAAAGAUAUCCAAAGAUACUCUGCAUAAACAAGAACCCGGGAAUGAAAUUCCCAAUGAUAUCCACUUUCCUUUUGAAAUAUAAAUAAUUCACCAAACUAAACAUAAGUGAAUAAUUCAUAUGGGUGUAUCCCAUAAGCACCGAUAAUUUCAUCUUGUAUGAAUUAGUAAAUAAUAAAUUGUUUUCUGUGCCAUGCCAGGCCCAAUCUAACCCAAACGGAUAUACUUUCCCCAGAAUCUUUUCCGCAAUUAAGGUAACUGCUCCAUCUUUGGCGAAAUCGUAGCCCUUAGGGAAUGUCCAUUUCCAACCAGAACUGAAGAUUUGAAUCGAUUUCGAAAAGAUAUCAUUGUAGAUUAACCCAGUAUAUAUGGAAAAGAAUCCCAUAAGUAAAAUAAUGUAUCUUCCAUUGAAUGCCAUUUCGAAAAUUUCGUCUUUAUUUCUCAUGGCGCCAAACAGGAUUUCAUUUUUGAUCAAGUAAAGUGCACCUAAUAACACAAUGAAUCCAUGACCCACAUCACCAAACAUAAUGGCAAACAUAAACGGGAAGGUGAUGAUUGUGGCUAACCCAGGGUUAACUUCUUGAUAAGUGGCAAUACCAUAAGCGUCAAUAAUCAGUUGGAAAGCUGAUGUAAAUUUGUUGGUUCUAUGGAAGGUGGGAGGAGUUCUAUUGGUGGAAAGUUCAUUAACAACCGCAAUUAAAGUACCAUAAUCGUCUUCAUCAUCUUCAUCGCCAAUUUCAAAUCUGGAAAUGUCGUGAUCACUGGUGGUGUCGUCAAUGGCAAAUAACGAAGUUUGAGUUUCAAGAGUUCCAGUCGAUGAGAGUGCAACCGAUUCAUUACUAGAAGCAGUGAGUCCAGCAUUAGCAUGUCUUGUCUUUUCCUUGACCAAAUUGCGUAAUGUUGAUUGAAUUUUUGUAAACUCCGAUUUUGGAAUCCACCCUUCACCAACAAGACAUCUUCUAGUAGAAUCCUCAUCAAACUUGUUCAAUGUUUCAAAUAUCAAUUUCUCUCGCUCAAUUAUGUAGCAAUAAUCGGGAUAUGAUUCUUGGAAAAUUUUCAAUUCGGUAAUUAAUUGUUGUUUUGUGCUGACAACCACACUAUUUAAGUCUUCAAUCUUGUUAUUCAAUUCAAUCAAGGUAGCCGAUCUUGUAUCUGCACCUCCGACAACAUUAUCAAAUAUAACACCAUCCAAGGAUUGAAUGAUUUUGCGUACUCUUGAUUUCAAGAGAUCCCCAUGAAUGAAAAUAAUAAACACAUUC
This is a messenger RNA of Spathaspora passalidarum NRRL Y-27907, 3517 nucleotides long. RefSeq lists its product as uncharacterized. The record is from RefSeq and is a predicted model, not a curated record. Gene Ontology annotation, cellular component: fungal-type vacuole membrane. Gene Ontology annotation, biological process: transmembrane transport. The coding region runs from base 103 to 1428 and encodes 441 amino acids. Gene Ontology annotation, molecular function: transmembrane transporter activity. The transcript has a single exon. NCBI's taxonomy places the organism in Eukaryota, Fungi, Ascomycota, Pichiomycetes, Serinales, Debaryomycetaceae.